Dentiscutata erythropus is the source of this 2283-nucleotide messenger RNA. The record is from the annotation of a GenBank genome assembly. NCBI's taxonomy places the organism in Eukaryota, Fungi, Glomeromycota, Glomeromycetes, Diversisporales, Gigasporaceae.
AUGUCCAAACGUCAGUAUUCUGAUCGGUCUUCUUCACCUGCAAGUACUGCAAGAAAAGUUGUUUGCCCACAUAUCGAAAGAUAUUUUAAGCAUGGUUCGCCGGUAGCAAAGAUUGAAUCUUCCGCUUUCAAGAAACAGCUUUCUAGUUCUACACUUUCUUGUGACUGGUGCGAGACCAGAAUUCCAAGAAGUCGAUGUCGCACCGUUGUUUGUAGUAGUAAUUCCAGGUCUCAUAUGCGUGAACAUUUUGAUAUCACAUAUAAGGAAAGUAAACCUGAGGCUAGUCAUGCCGUAUAUAUCAAUCCACGUACUUUAACUAUAUGGUGUUAUGGCUGUGGGAUUGAAAUAAAUCCGUUUAGUAAGGAUCAAGAAUUAUCUCAAGAAACACGAAAUUAUUUAAAAACUGUUCAGGUCAAACGAAUUAAAUCACAACACUCAAAUGAUCAAUUGCCAAUUGAUGUUCCUGUCUAUUUUAAUGUUUCUUCUUUACUUGUUCUUAGUCCUGCAAUAAUAAAUUAUUUUAACUAUUGCAAUGCAUAUAUUCCGCGAAACAACAUUAAUGUUAAUCCAAGGCACCCCAAAUAUCGGUUGGCUGAACCUUUUAAUCAAUUCAUAGAAGCUAUGUGGAGUGGUACCAGUCCAAUUUUUGCUCCUAUUAAGUUAAUCAAUGAGAUCAAAAGGCAUAAUGAAGCCUUUCGAGGUUUUUCACAAGAGGAUUCUGCGGAAUUUCUCCGUGUUAUCUUGGAUAGACUUCAUGAAGAACUUCCGUACCCACAAAAUACGUCGAACCAUACGCAAAUAAAUGGCAACAUCAACAAUCUUGUAUAUAUGAAUAAUUUUCCAUCAGCAGGUGCUGGUGUUGAUACUAUGCAUUAUGCGUCUGGAAUUUCUUCUCCAGCGUCUUCGGCAUCUUCAACUACUACAUCAAAAACUUAUGAAAAGUUUCAGAGACGUCACUCUUCAUCUCUUAGCAUAAUUAGUGACGUAUUUCAAGGCGUUUAUGAAAGCAAAAUUAAAUGCCUUCAUUGUAAGAAGGAAUCUUCGAAGGAUGAUGACUUUUACGUUCUUCCGAUUCAAGUUGAUAAAAAAUUUCGGCUUAAAUCUCAAGAAAAAGGUUCAAAUGGUGUUUUAAAUAAUGUAGUAGGUUCUAUAGGUGAUUGGUUAGGCAUUGGUGGACGAACAGUAAAACUACAGGACUGUCUUGCUGCAUUCUGUGCCACAGAAAAUCUUACUGGUGAAGAUAAAUACAGAUGUGACGGAUGCAAGUCCUUGACUGAUUGUCAAAAAGUAUUAAGAAUAACGCGGCUGCCAGAGUCGCUUUGUAUACAAAUUAAACGAUUUCGUUUUGAUUCUUAUCUUUCAACUAAAAUCGUAACAAAUGUUCAAUUUCCAAUGGAGGAUUUGGAUAUGAGCCCUUAUUGUAAAGAAUCAAGAGAUUCUUUAGAUAAUUCAAAAUAUAGUUUAUAUGGAUUGAUUCAUCAUCGUGGUGUGAUUGGAGGUGGCCAUUAUGUUGCAUAUGCUAAAAAUCCUAUUGACGAUAAUUGGUAUGAGUUUGAUGAUACGUAUGUUACAAGAAAGACUGCGACCGAGGUAUCUCGAUUAGAAGCGUAUGUAUUAUUCUAUAGAAAAACAAAUCUAGAAAAAGAAGAAGAAAGGCAAGAAAUCCUUUCGAAAAUAAGCGAUUCUGAAUCUGAGGCACACUUAUUUGUUUCUCGACUAUGGUUUAAUAGAUGGCAAUUUAUGAUGACACCCGGUCCGAUAACUAAUAAUGAUUUCAUUUGUUCACAUGGAGGUGUUAAUUGGAGAGUUUACCCUAAGCUUCACGAUAUGGUUGUAAGGAUACCGUUCAGCGUUUAUACCUUAUUAAUGGAAAAAUAUGGUACAGAUGGAAGUCAACCUUUCCAUGCAGAUGAUUAUUCACGCGCCGGGUGCAAAAUAUGCGAGCAAGAGGAAAGAAAGUUAGAUCAAAGACGUCGUAAAGAAGCUCACGAUAUUAAUCAAAUAGAUACAAAUACAAUAAGCCGUGGUGAAUGUUGGUAUUUAAUAAGCAACUCUUGGCUUCAAAGUUGGCAUAGCUUCAAGGACGGAGGACCGUUACCUGGUACAAUUGAUAACACAACUUUUCUUCGGGAGGAUGGAAGGCCAAAACCUGGUAUGAGAAGAGCAAUUGAUUAUAGAGCUGUGAAUGCUAGAGUUUGGAAUUAUUUUGUACAUUCUUAUGGAGGUGGCCCUAUAUGUAUUCGAGGUACAAUUGAUCUUUACUCUUCACCUUACUCGUUAUGA